This is a messenger RNA of Aspergillus affinis, 837 nucleotides long. RefSeq names its product lipoyl(octanoyl) transferase LIP2. Lineage: Eukaryota; Fungi; Ascomycota; Eurotiomycetes; Eurotiales; Aspergillaceae. The record is from RefSeq and is a predicted model, not a curated record. Gene Ontology annotation, cellular component: mitochondrion. The coding region runs from base 1 to 837 and encodes 278 amino acids. Gene Ontology annotation, biological process: protein lipoylation. Gene Ontology annotation, molecular function: lipoyl(octanoyl) transferase activity. The transcript has a single exon.
AUGCGUCUUGCCCACCUCCACCUCCCAGGCAUAACCUCCUUCACGCGCGUGUCGGCCCUCCAACAAACCCUCACGAGCCGACUCCUCGCCCACAAAAAGACCCUCCACCCGACCUCCCCGCCCCCGGAUCCCACCAUCAUCACCUUCACGCCCAACCCAGUCUACACGACCGGUCGACGCGACUUACCUCCCUCAAACACCUGCCCGUCAUCAUCCUCGCUCUCCCUCCCCCCGUCUCUCGAACCAAUUCGAUCCCUCCUGACCGCGCCGGGAACGGCCUCCAACAGCCCGGAAAAGAAAGCAGAAUACCACCCAACCCUCCGCGGCGGACAAACAACCUACCACGGACCCGGGCAAAUGGUCGCAUACACAGUGCUAGAUCUCCGACGGCUAGGACUCACACCGCGCUGCCACAUCCGACUCCUCGAGAACAGCGUGAUCGACGUCCUGCGCGGCUACGGCAUCACGGGCCAAGUGACGGAGGAUCCGGGGGUGUGGGUAUCUACUAGGGCAGGGACGGAGCCGGCGAAGAAGAUCACGGCGGUGGGGGUGCAUCUGCGUCGGAAUAUCAGCUCGUUUGGGAUCGGGUUCAACGUGACGGAGGAGCCGAUGUGGUAUUUUCAGCAGAUCGUGCCGUGCGGGUUGGAAGGGAGGGAGGCGACCAGUUUGCAGGGUUUGGGGGUGAAGGGCGUCGGGGUGGGGGAGGUGGCGGGGGGGUUUGUGGAGGCGUUUGUGAGGAGGUUGAAUGCGGAUUUUGCCUGCGGGGGAAGUGCGACGGGGGAGAAGGUGGAUGAGGUGUAUACGGUUGGGGAGGAGGUGCUGAGGGAGAGUGAGUGA